UUCAAUUCAACGAAAAACAGUUUCAAUGAAAAAUACAUAAAAAAUAUUGAUCUUGGUGUUGGACAGUAAUUAAAAAGUAAUUUGAGAUUUAACCAAAUAUCGGAUAAUUGAUACAGUUUUCCCUUGCAACAGAUUGUAUAUUGUUCGAAGUUGAAAUGAAAACAACCCGCGUAGUCAUUUUUUUCAUUGCCAUCCUUGUGAUUGGUAAAUGUCAAGAUGAUUUCAGUUAUCUUGACGAAGACCGAAAUGAUAACGUUCAUGACAUAUCAGAACGAGAGGAAGAAUUUAUUAAUGAGGAUGACCUAAAUGACAAAGAUGAAAGAUCGGAAGACGAAUUUGUCGACGAGGAAAGUGAUGAAAACCUUGGUGAAAUGGAAAGAGAGGAAAGAUCUGAUGACGAAUCUUUAGAGGAGGGAAAUGAUGAAAAUAUCGAUGACAUAUCAGAAACCGAAAAGAGAGAUGACGAAGAGGAGAAAUUGGCAGAUGAGGAUGACAUCGUCAGACGAGAGACUCUUGAAGAGUUGAGAGUACAAAUGAAGGCGGCCAGAGAGGCGUACAGAGAAAAGGUUAAGGCCUGUGGCGUGAAGCAUAACUUUGUGCCAAUGGAAGAAUGCAAAGAAUGCAGAGCAGAUUGUAGAGAAACAAGAACAUGCAGAUCAUGCCGACAAAUUUGCAGGGAUGAUAGGAAAGAACUGAAGUCUAAAGAUUGUGACCUUACGUUUGACAAGACACCACGUAGAAAAUAUUACGCACAAAGAAGAAAAGAAUGGUUCAAAAAAUCGAACAAGCAAGGCAGAUACCGGAAUUUUUGGAGGAAUAUGAGAAACAAGAUACUGCGAUUGAAGAGUGGAAGAAAAGACUAAAAAUAUUUUAUUAAAAGCCAAAGCUGAAAUAAAAUUCAGUACGAUAGCAAAACUAAA
Mytilus californianus (California mussel) is the source of this 920-nucleotide messenger RNA. RefSeq lists its product as uncharacterized. Lineage: Eukaryota; Metazoa; Mollusca; Bivalvia; Mytilida; Mytilidae. The transcript is spliced from 6 exons. The coding region runs from base 156 to 863 and encodes 235 amino acids. The record is from RefSeq and is a predicted model, not a curated record.